CGCUCUUCCUGAGCUCCUCUAAGGUCACCAGUGACAUUCGGGAGCUAACUCGCCAGCAGCCGGAGGAAGCGGAGGAGAGCCAGUCAGGACGGUGAACGACAGAACCAACCGAACCAGCCACCAUGUCUCUCUCCAACAAACUCACUCUGGACAAGGUGGACGUCAAUGGGAAGCGGGUUAUUAUGAGAGUCGACUUCAACGUUCCCAUGAAGGACAAACACAUCACCAACAACCAGAGGAUCAAGGCGGCGGUGCCAAGCAUCCAGUACUGCCUGGACCACGGGGCGAAGUCCGUGGUUCUGAUGAGCCAUCUGGGCCGUCCUGACGGGAACGCCAUGCCGGAGAAGUAUUCGCUGGAGCCGGUCGCUGCUGAGCUCAAGACUCUGCUGGGAAAGGACGUGACCUUCCUGAAGGACUGCGUGGGUCCGGAGGUUGAGGCGGCCUGCUCCAGCCCGGCUGCCGGCUCCGUCAUCCUGCUGGAGAAUCUCCGCUUCCACGUUGCUGAGGAGGGCAAGGGCAAAGACCCAGCUGGGAACAAGACCAAGGCCACCCAGGAACAGACAGACACCUUCAGGGCGUCUCUGUCCAAGCUGGGCGACGUUUACGUCAACGACGCGUUUGGGACGGCGCACAGAGCUCACAGCUCCAUGGUGGGGGUGAACCUCCCCCACAAGGCGGCGGGUUUCCUCAUGAAGAAGGAGCUGGAUUACUUCGCCAUGGCGCUGGAGAAACCUCAGAGGCCGUUCCUGGCCAUCCUGGGAGGAGCGAAGGUGAAGGAUAAGAUCCAGCUCAUCAACAACAUGCUGGAUAAAGUGGAUGAGAUGAUCAUCGGUGGCGGCAUGGCCUUCACUUUCCUCAAAGUUCUCAACAACAUGGAGAUCGGGACGUCUCUGUUCGACGAGGAAGGCGCUGGUAUAGUCAAAGACCUGAUGGCGAAAGCCGAGAAGAACGGCGUCAGAAUCACGCUCCCUGUCGACUUUGUGACCGCCGACAAAUUUGACGAGAACGCCGCCACCGGCUCUGCCACCGUCGCUGCCGGCAUUCCCGCCGGCUGGAUGGUAAGGAGCGGCCUCGGCCUUUGACCUUUGACCUUUGGCCUCGGCUGACCCCCGGCAUCUCCGGUCCGCAUCACCAUCAUCGGUGGGGGCGACACUGCUACCUGCUGCGCUAAGUGGGACACAGAGGACAAAGUUAGCCACGUUAGCACCGGCGGCGGCGCUAGCCUGGAGCUGCUGGAAGGUAAAGUCCUGCCUGGUGUGGACGCACUCAGCAGCGCUUGAGAGAGAGAGAGAGAGAGAGACCCCCCAGUGGUGCGGCGACCUUUAACCCCCAUGACGUUCUGCUGGUUUCUCCUUCCUGAGGACAGACGGCAGCCAGGAUUGGACUUCAACGUUUCUAUAGAGCUUCUGUGUUAACGUGGCAAUCAUAGAUGUUACUUCCUGUCUGAUCUGUUCUAAUAAAACCAUCUAUGUUUAAAAAAAUAAAUCGGGGAUCAAGUCCUCAUUGAGCGUCGGAGCCGUGCUAAGAAAAUACAGGUCAAAAUAUUAGAGAAUAAAGUCACAUUACAAUUUCUCAGAAUAUUUUGACUUUAUUCUCCUAAUUUUAUUUGCUUGUACGGCAGCAUUAUUCCUCUGUAAUAUUCUGUUGAAAUCUGAAUUACAUCAUCACAUUGUUUCCAUUAAAUAGUUAAAAUCA
Gambusia affinis (western mosquitofish) is the source of this 1695-nucleotide messenger RNA. It is a transcript of the gene pgk1, whose product is annotated as phosphoglycerate kinase 1. Gene Ontology annotation, molecular function: ATP binding; ADP binding; phosphoglycerate kinase activity. Gene Ontology annotation, biological process: glycolytic process; gluconeogenesis. The transcript is spliced from 10 exons. The record is from RefSeq and is a predicted model, not a curated record. NCBI's taxonomy places the organism in Eukaryota, Metazoa, Chordata, Actinopteri, Cyprinodontiformes, Poeciliidae. Gene Ontology annotation, cellular component: cytosol. The coding region runs from base 123 to 1082 and encodes 319 amino acids.